Panicum hallii is the source of this 627-nucleotide messenger RNA. Its product is annotated as auxin-responsive protein SAUR50-like. Gene Ontology annotation, biological process: response to auxin. NCBI's taxonomy places the organism in Eukaryota, Viridiplantae, Streptophyta, Magnoliopsida, Poales, Poaceae. The coding region runs from base 112 to 489 and encodes 125 amino acids. The record is from RefSeq and is a predicted model, not a curated record. The transcript has a single exon.
CCAGCCGAGUUCCAACUUCAAGUCGAGUGCCCAGGCCUCAGGCUCAGCUCGCUCUCCGUCCGUCGUCGGCAGCUAGCUCGCGGACCGAUCAAUCUAGAGACUCGCCGGGCAAUGGCGAUCAAGAAGGGCGGCGCGGCGGCGUCGGGUCUGAAGCAGAUCCUACGGCGGUGCUCCAGCCUGGGUCGCCGGCAGCAGCAGCAGCAGCACAGCGGGUCGUACGAGGAGGAGGAGUACGACGAGGAGGAGACGUCCGGGCUUCCGUCGGACGUGCCGCGGGGCCACUUCGCGGUGUACGUGGGCGAGCGGCGGCGGCGGUUCGUGGUGCCCAUCGCGCUGCUGGACCGCCCCGAGUUCCGGUCCCUGCUGCGGCGCGCCGAGGAGGAGUUCGGGUUCGCCGGGGCCGGGGCCGGCGGCAUCCUCGUGCUCCCCUGCGAGGAGGUCGCCUUCCGCUCCCUCACCUCCGCACUCGCCUGCGGCGGCGCCCGGUGAGCGCUGCACGCGCGCGUCGCUACCGCCGCCGCCUCACCCGCCGGCAGUGCAAGCGCGCGUGCGCCUGUGGCUAUUCGUUCGAUUCAUUGAUUUGGCUGGCCCGGCUAGCUAUAGCUCGCCGGCGAAGUAUGUAGUAAU